UCUUAUUUUGUGUUGUUUCCUGACAUACCAAGUUUCAGUUUUAGAUUAGUUGUCUACUCACUGGCGCAAUAUAAAGGUGUAGUGUGCAUAGUCAAGCCUAACCGUGGGAAAUGGACAUUACACUUUGAAAUCACGCAGCUGUUAAACAUGCAAGUACUGAACUGUAACGAGCUACCAGGAGUCCUCUGUUUUACCCGUGCUGCUAAAGGCCACUUGGCUGGACGUCGUGGGCUGUGUUGUGGCUGCCCAAGAGGAUUAUCUUCGGUGCUUCUGCCUUUCAAGGACAUACCUGGCUUUUAUCAGCAGGGAAACCUGAUGUUUGAUCUGUGCGCCUCGAGACUACCUGGGUGGGUGCCUGUGCUGCCACCUAUAGUGAAAAUCCGCCAAACACGACCAGAUAACACGGCCAGCUCAGCGGGGGGCGUCUCGCGUCAUUUUGGCUGCAGCGGUGGAACGCACCGUGCACGAAAGCUUGAAUGGUCCUCUGUUUUCCAGCUUUCCCAUUUAACCAGGCACUACGUUGAGAAGCCCUAACACCAACGUGGGUCACGAUUUAUCAUCAGUAAAAUGGCUCACCAUUCGAUCUACGACGUGCGUCGGACACGUGUAUUCAUUUUAAUGUCAAUAAUAUGGUGUUGGUGUCACGCCCUCGCUCAAGAUAAAGAGCUGAACCUGACUAUUCUUCACACCAACGACAUUCAUGCUCACUUGGAAGAAAGCAACAAAUAUGGUGGCGAAUGCUUUGAUAAAAAGGGUCCGAAUUCUACAUGCGUCGGGGGAGUUGCCCGGAUUGUGACUAAGGUAAAGGAAAUUAGGCAAAACGUGCGGAAUGCGUUGUUUAUGAACGCCGGAGACUUCUUCCAAGGCACGCCUUACUACACCAUCUUCAAGGAAAGCGUCAUAAGUGCAGUCAUGUCAAAGAUGGGCUACAACUAUGCGUGCCUUGGAAAUCACGAAUUCGACGAUGGACCGGAGAACCUGGCCCGUUUUCUUCAGAAAAUGAAAGAAGCUGGUGUGACGAUUGUCGGCACAAACACAGAUUUUUCAAAGGAGCCGCUGCUCUCAGGAAACGAGCUUGAGAAUCAUGCAAUAAUAGAUAUUGACGGGACGAAGAUCGGAAUUCUAGGCGCGGUAAUUCCUAGCACGCAGUAUACUUCAAGCCCAGGACCAAACGUGGAAUUUUACGAUGAAGCCGAUAGCUUUAAAAAGGAAGCUAGUAAACUUGUCAGCGAAGGCGUGAACAUAAUUAUCGCAAUUACACAUAGCGGCUUCCAGCAAGAAAUUGAGAUUGUUGAUAAAGUGCCAGAAAUAGAUGUCCUCGUUGGCGGACACACUAACACUUUCCUUUACACGGGUGAUGACCAUCCAAAGGAGAAUACGCCCGAAGGUCCAUACCCAUACGUUGUUAACAGAACUGACGGCAGCAGAGCCCUCGUUGUGCAGGACUUCUGGUUUGGGAAAUUCCUUGGCCGGCUUGACGUGACAUUUAACAGCACGGGUCACGUUGUGGAGUGGGGAGGAAACCCUAUCCUACUCAAUGCUGCUGUCAAUGAAGACCCUUGUAUGACUGAAGUCAUACAGCCAUAUAAGGAAAACCUCACAAGAGAGAUGGGGCAGGUGAUCGGCAGGACUAAGGUCCUCAUGGAGCACGAAGACGACAUCUGUAGACUGAAAGAGUGCAAUAUCGGUAAUCUGGUUGCCGACGCCUACUACGACUACUACGUUAAACGAGAAACAACAAAGCCUCCGGCAUGGUCGGCACUCAGCGGUGCCGUCGUUAAUGCUGGGAGCAUUAGAACAGCUCUCCCGAGCUUCCACAACGUCACAAGAGGAGACGUUCUGACAACUUUACCAUAUGGAAAUUCGCUAGUCACGGUCACACUCACCGGCACUGACAUAUGGAACAUGUUCGAGCAUUCUGUCACGAAUUACACGACAGAGAAAAAUAAACAUAAAGGACGCUUUCUUCAGGUAUCAGGCUUCCGGGUGACAUUCGACUUGACAAAACCCAAUUACAGUCGUGUUACUUCGAUCAGCGUCCUUUGCGCAAAUUGCAGUGUGCCGCAUUACGAGCCACUUAACCUGUCGGCGACCUACGGCAUAGUUACUGCAGACUUUCUUACGAGAGGUGGCGACGGCUUCGAGUUCGACAAAUCAGUAACUAUUAGCGACGGUGGCCCCAUUGAAUACGAAGCACUGGAGGAGUAUGUCACGAAGAUUUCACCAAUAAGAACACCAAAUGAGGAUCGUAUCAAGAUCACCUGGAAUUCUUCAGACGAAGAACAAGUACGAAACUAUACAAAAACAACGCGUGAAAGUCAAAUUUGUGACGGCGCAGUUUGUACAAACGAAUAAAAAUAUCGUACCGAGCAAAACACAA
This is a messenger RNA of Dermacentor andersoni, 2380 nucleotides long. RefSeq names its product protein 5NUC-like. Gene Ontology annotation, molecular function: nucleotide binding; 5'-nucleotidase activity; metal ion binding. NCBI's taxonomy places the organism in Eukaryota, Metazoa, Arthropoda, Arachnida, Ixodida, Ixodidae. Gene Ontology annotation, cellular component: plasma membrane. The record is from RefSeq and is a predicted model, not a curated record. Gene Ontology annotation, biological process: AMP catabolic process.